AUGGCCUACUUCGGUUGGGACCUUGCGAAGGCCGUGGGUGAACCUGUAAGUUGGGGUUGCACCCCAUCUCCCAGAAGGGUAAAAACUGACGCAAUGGAAAAUUAUAAAGUAAAUAUGGACCACCCCGACCUCUCACAGGAGUCGGGGAGAAGCCAGAAUCCCUCCUCUUCGGCUCGGCCCGACGAUCGCCGAGUCGUCUCUAGUAAUCUGAACGUCGCCGAGUCAUCUGAUUUUGACUGUCCACUUUGUGGGCGGUCUUUCAAAACCAAGACGGGGCUUGGAGUCCACAAGGGUAGGCCCACCCCGCAGAGGCAAAUGUGGAGGCUGCUCCGAAACGGG
Molecule: messenger RNA, 339 nt
Organism: Brenthis ino (lesser marbled fritillary)
Lineage: Eukaryota; Metazoa; Arthropoda; Insecta; Lepidoptera; Nymphalidae
Source: the annotation of a GenBank genome assembly